Messenger RNA from Schistocerca cancellata (South American locust), 1296 nucleotides. RefSeq lists its product as uncharacterized. The record is from RefSeq and is a predicted model, not a curated record. Bases 23 to 559 code for a protein of 178 amino acids. Lineage: Eukaryota; Metazoa; Arthropoda; Insecta; Orthoptera; Acrididae. The transcript has 4 exons.
CGCCGCCGCCAACCGAGCAGCCAUGAGGAGGUCUUCCGCCGUCAGAGCCACAGCUGCGAUGAUGCUCGCCUUUCUGGCGGCCGUCUCUGCCGCGGCUGUCAUCCCCGCACCCUAUCCAGAUGGGGCAGCGGACUCGGCAGAGGACGGCGAGUCCGGGCCGCCGCUGGUGCUGCUGCCUGGGGGCGAGAAGCGCGCCGCGGAUGACGGCGGCCGCCUGAUGCUGGGGCUCGGUAAGCGAGGCGGCGACCGCUACACGCCAUACAUUAGCGUAGGUGUCCUAAGCAACAUGCAGCAGUUCUUCGACAACCUCCGCUCAAACCUGGAAACCAUAGAGUCUAUGCCCAAAGAAGAAAGAGAGGCUCUGUUGGGACAAGCUCCAGUUGUCACAGAGCAAGACCGAGAAAUACGACCAAAAGCCACUGCUGCUUACCUUCAUGCCUUGAGAAAUCAUCGACCUUCAUAUAAAAUUCGUAAUUUUGUGGCAGAAUCUGAAACUAGAAGCUCACAUGGUAGAUACGACCCAGGCUACCUCUGGACAGGGCUUGGAAGGAAACGUUAAAUUUCAAGGAGUUACUGAUUCUAGCAUAUGACAUCAGUAUCAGAAAUCCUAAGCAGUGCCAAACUAUUAUUACAUAAUUAAUCAGCACAAUUUCUAAUCAAUGUAAAGUAUUAAUAUAACUUUCAAGUAAAUAUCUGAAAAAAAUAAAAAUCACCUUAAAGGUUAACACUGUUCUUACAUCUUUUCACAGUGAUAAGUGAAUCAUUCAUUUGAUGACACUUAAAUUCUGUUACUAAAAAUGGGGUGUUUCAUAGGAAUGAACAAGUAAAGCAGUUGUACAAAUAAACUAUGUGCUAUGGUGUCCCAGGGCACCAGCCGCAGCUCUCAUGACAGUUACAAUGCGUGGAUGAAAGUAGGUGAUGCUUGCACACUCUGUAGCAACCAGACUGCAAUCCAGACUGCCAGGAGGUGAACUAAGAACUAUGUACCACUGGGUACCUCUCCAGUCAUCAGCAAGAGGUCAUUGGCCACACCACAAAACUAUGCCCCAAUCCAGUCUCAAGUGACUAGUGGGCAGCAUGUCUCUUCCUAAAGAGUGAGGAAACCACUGGUAGAUAUUACAAACAGCUUUGUUAUUAGCUUGCAAAAACAAUAAGGAUAACAAGAAAUUAAUUACACCUUUUCAAUGGUUCUAACUAAAUACAGUUCAAAGGUAUAGGUUCCAACAACCUCCAGGAGCUGCAAAAUUACAGUAGCUGCACUCGAAGAAGCCGAACUUCUAAGUGUGAUACAGCCUU